AUGAAGGAAAUGAACACGUCUAGUCUAUUCAACGACCAUUACCAGGAGAUCAUCAACUGGGAAAUGUUAAGUCUGGUUAACAAUACAGUUCUCUGCACAUUAAUUGGACUCAUGGGGCUAGUGGCCAAUGUGAUCAACAUGCUGGUCUUUGUGCGUCAGGGAUUGAACACCUCAAUGAAUAUCAGCUUCUUCUCUAUGGCUAUCUCAGACAUUGUACGUAUACUUUCAGUGGAGUGGGCCAAUAUCUGUUUUAACCCUUAUAUUGAAAAACUUCAGGUUUCUAUAAUGUUUGACUACCUCUUCUAUGUCACUGGCGGCUGGGCGGUUAUCUGUGCCUGUCGUAUCACUCUCCACAUCUCAUUGUAUAUAACUGUAGAGCGAUGUCUUUGCAUUGUUUUUCCAUUGACGAUAAGAAAAGUUAUCACCAUCACGAGAACCAAGAUAGUUAUUGUCCUUAUUUAUUUCGCAAACGUUCUUACAUUGAUACCCGAGUAUAUGACUGUGUAUCUUGCUUGGGUAUAUGACGCCAAGACCAAUGCCACAGUACUUAGCGUUGGGGUUAGAGAUUACGGAGUGCGGACCAAAGGAAUCACUUUUAUGCUGCAUGUCGUUUUAAUCGUGAUUGGCUUGUUCUGUAUCAUCGUCAUGACAACCGUGCUUGUGUUGCAGCUUCGACGUCAGAGAAAAUGGCGGAUGAAAAACUCCAGCAACAGCUUUUCUAAGACGUCUCUGACCUCACGUGAUAGAAAGGCUGCAGCACUGGUCAUUGCUGUGGCCACAGCGGUGGCCGUCUGCUACAUCCCUAUUGUUUCGCUUUCACUGGUCACAGUCUUCGUGCCAGAUUUUUACAUUGGAGGAAAAUAUUUUUUAUAUUUUAAAGAAUCUUGGGCUUUGGCUUUCCUAUCUGGCAUCAUUAAUUCAAGUUCAAAUAUAAUUAUAUAUUACCAUAUGAGCUCCAAAUUUAAAGAAACCUUUUUAAAACUUUUUGGUCGUAAAGUCGUCAAUAUGAAGUAG
Molecule: messenger RNA, 1014 nt
Organism: Biomphalaria glabrata
Lineage: Eukaryota; Metazoa; Mollusca; Gastropoda; Planorbidae
Product: probable G-protein coupled receptor 45
Exons: 1
Coding region: 1-1014 (337 amino acids)
Biological process (GO): G protein-coupled receptor signaling pathway
Cellular component (GO): membrane
Molecular function (GO): G protein-coupled peptide receptor activity
Source: RefSeq, a predicted model, not a curated record